Molecule: messenger RNA, 2378 nt
Organism: Pelobates fuscus (common spadefoot toad)
Lineage: Eukaryota; Metazoa; Chordata; Amphibia; Anura; Pelobatidae
Exons: 6
Source: RefSeq, a predicted model, not a curated record
CCCCCCAUUGGAGGAGGUGGAUCCUGACCCAGCGCCGAGGGACCUCUGUGCUGGAAUCUGCCUGAACAAUGAAUAAUACUGCUCCUCCUCCAGAAAAUGGACAAUAUUCUGCAUCUCAACAAAGACCCUUUUUUUAUGCACAACCAACAGCACAAUUACCUUUCCCGAAUCCUUGGUACCUUGGCCAGCUCUAUAAUCCAUACUGUGUUCCUGGACCAGGUUUCAGAGGAGGAAAUCCAUAUUUUCCUUUCUAUUCUGUUGCACUCCAUGAAUAUCCAGGAGGAUAUUAUGUUCCCCAGCAUCAAAUGAACACUAGAAUGAACAGAAGACCCAAUUUUAAUCCCUAUCCACCUUCCCCUAUGUUUUACCAUGCUACUCGGUUUAGACAUUAUAGCAGUCCUGGAAGAAGAACAGAAACAAAAGAAACCCAGACUGACCCAAGACAACCAGAACACAUGCCUCAGAAGCACCUUGGUUCAGUUAGUAAAGGCUGUGAUGCAGGAAACCCAGAGUGCCAUUCUUCUGGCAUUAGCUGUCCAGAGAAUGAAAGUAAUCUGGAUAAUGUAGACAUGUCCAUGUCACCUGCAGCACCCUUGCAGGAAAGGGACUUUCAUAAAAAUACGUGCAACUCAUCCCAAUACCGAAAUAUGCCUCCAGGAAGCUAUGCUUAUGAGAAAGAGGAGGUAAGAAUAGAGUAUGGAAGUGGUUCCCCUGCUGCCAUACAGAUGUGGAAGUCUUAUAAAGAAACCAUACCAAUAUACGAUGUGGCAGUUGUUAAAGAAAUACCAGACAAUUUAGUGCAGCGUGAUCUAUAUUGUGAGGGUGUACUGUAUGGCCCACACACAGAAGGUGAGGAGCUUGCAGUACAAGGUGUUGUCUUCAAUAAAGAGGAGUGUAAAUCUUCACUCUCUCCAAAACUUUGUCUUGAUGCUGUACAAGAAACUGAAACGCAGACAACAGUAGUGCAGAACAGUGAGUUGAGGAAUGAAACCAUAAAAUUGAGUAAACCAUAUGUAAAAUCACAGGCUGUGGAGGUAGAGCCACCAAAUGUGUGCUCAGAACAUACUGAGUCUUGUCCUAUCCAUGAUAAAGAACAAAAUGGAGACUCAGAAGGUUCAAAAGGAAUUAAUGAUACCAAUGGAGAACUUGAGGCAAGGCUAGAUGUAGGUUCUGAAAACAAAAUCCAGACACAGCCUGAAUGUAAUGGAGAGAUGAGAUUGGAUGGAAAAAGUAGUGCAUGGACAGAAGACAUGAUGGAAAAUCUUGUGCCUCCACCAUCUUGGGUCACUUGCUUUGACAAUAUAGAAACAAAUUAUGACUAUGAUGCUUAUAUGUCUCAACGGAAGCAAAAAAGGCCAAGUAUACUAAGUAUCACUUCAGAGGAGCUUUCAUCAAGGGAUGAAGGAUCAUCUGUGGAGAAUACGUCUAUAUCUUACUUGGUUCCCGACUACAUGCUCAGGAAGGGUUUGUAUGCCUUUCGAAAAAGUGCAGAGAUUACAGAGCGAGAGAAAAUUAAAAGUUGUGGCUCUUUGAAGGAAGAUGAAAUGUCUAUGAAGCCAGCCAGCAGUCAAUAUGAACAAAACAAUGGUUCUGGGGCAACAAAGGAAAAAGGCAUUUCCAGAAGAGGUAAAAAGAUUGGGGUUCCUGUGAGAGGCUUGAGUAGAAGAAAAAUGUUUUCAGUAAAGAAAAAAUUAAGGAAGAGUCAGUCAUUGUCCGAACCAGAGGAUUCUGAAGAAUACUGGGUUAUGGAGGAAGAGAACUUGCAAAAUUGUGAGGAAGAUGAAGAAAGUGAUGAGGAUGAAUAUUACUUUCAGGGAAAUUUACCACAUGGGCAGCUAGAUCUUAUUAAAGGUAGUUUCUUUAAACAGAUUGCUCAGAAAAGAAUACUUUGGAAACCACCAAAAGGUGCAAUCCCGACUCAGUUGAUCAGUUGGCCUGUCAGAGAAAAGUCAAAAGUCAAGAAAAAGGGGUAUGAAGCACAAGGGCAUCGACUGACUGAGCAAGAUGUCAGUGACUAUGCAAACUAUGAAAAGCAGGUCACAAAGCUAGAGAGGGGCUACAAAGAGAUGUCUGAACAGAAGAGAUCUCUGCAGAAGUCACUGGGUGGAAAACCUCAAAAGAAAACCACUGGGGCAACUGUUGAAGAGUACUGGGUUGGAAGAGGUGCUAAACCCAAACUCUCCGAACCUUCAUAUUAUUUGCAAGAUUCAACCAAAAAAGAGCAAGAUAAGCCUAAAAAGAAAGGAACGGUCAAGUCUUCUAAAAGAAAACAAACUAGAAUUGAUCCCGAAGAAAUAGAAACAUGGGAAGUUCCUAGAUCAUUCUUGUACAGAGGUAUGAAACUACAAAAAACAGGUGUGAGGAAGGCUGAACUUGAU